Gryllus bimaculatus (two-spotted cricket) is the source of this 4867-nucleotide messenger RNA. The record is from the annotation of a GenBank genome assembly. NCBI's taxonomy places the organism in Eukaryota, Metazoa, Arthropoda, Insecta, Orthoptera, Gryllidae.
UCCGCGGAAGAUUAUCAAUUGACGCUCGUGCACGUCCGAAAAAAAAACGACUGUGACCGAAGAAAAUAAACAACCCACAAUUCCGCACGUGGUAACAAAAGCUGUCGAACCUGUCGAAUCUGUGGUGUAUAGGUUAUAAUUCGGUAAAUUGUUAUUAUUUACAUUACGGCACGAGUGGUAAUUUCUUCUUUGUAGUGCACUUGUGUGCAUUAAAAUGCCUUCCAUUGAGGCGGCUCCAGCCCCUGUGGCUCCACCUCCACCUGCACCUGCACCCCCUGAGCCUCAAGAAAAUGAAGCUCCUGCUACUCAACCUAUAGUGGGGAUCAUUUAUCCUCCACCAGAGGUGAGAAAUAUCGUCGAUAAAACUGCAAGUUUUGUUGCCAGAAAUGGACCAGAGUUUGAAGCUCGAAUCAGACAGAAUGAAAUUGGCAAUCCCAAGUUCAACUUCUUGAAUUUUGGAGAUCCAUAUCAUUCAUAUUAUCAACAUAAAGUCAGAGAUUUCCGUGAAGGAAGAGGGCAAGAUGCAACUGCUCCUGGACCUCCUGUUCCUCAGCAAAAGGCUCUUUUGUCAUCUCAACAGCAGAAACAACAGGAAAUUUUGAAACAAGUAUCAGAACAACCAUUUAUUCCUAAAGAUCCACCUCCUGAAUUUGAAUUUAUAGCAGAUCCUCCUUCAAUAUCUGCUCUUGACUUGGAUAUCGUGAAGCUAACUGCUCAAUUUGUAGCCAGAAAUGGACGACAAUUCCUGACAAAUCUCAUGAAUAGAGAACAACGGAAUUACCAAUUUGACUUUUUGCGGCCACAACAUUCCCUUUUUCAGUACUUCACCAAACUUCUUGAACAGUAUACAAAGGUGCUUAUACCGCCAAAAGAUUUGAUGUUCAGAUUGAAAGAAGAAUGUUCUUCAAUGAAUGUAGUAUUGGACCAAGUAAAGUAUCGUGCUGAAUGGCUUAAGUAUCAAGAACAGCAGCGUCGACGGGAAGAAGAAGAGCUUGAGAAGGAACGAGUGGCAUAUGCUCAGAUUGAUUGGCAUGACUUUGUAGUGGUAGAAACUGUUGAUUAUCAACCUUUCGAACAUGGCAAUUUUCCACCUCCCACAACUCCAGAUGAAGUUGGUGCUAGAGUUCUGAUGCAGGAAAGGUUGGAAGAUGGUGAAGAUGUAGAAAUGCAAGUAGAUAGCGAAGAGGAGGGUGAAGGUAGGGGCAGGGGAGAGCGUGACGAAGGUGAUGGGGAGCGUGAGGCUCCUCGUGAGCGUGAACGCCGUCCUCCAGCGCAGCGUGCUCAUCCAGCUCCACCUGCCCACCCUCAUCCUCCAGGAGAGCAUGAAGGACUGUCACAUGACCAGGCCACAGAUGAGGAUCAAAGUGCUAAGGAAGCAAGAGAUAAUACUCAGGUUCAAGACAUGGAGGAAGAAUCGAGUGAUGAAGAAGAUGCAAGUUCUGCUUCUACACCAACCCUCAGCACAGGCAGCAAGAAGUUUGCCUCCAAAGAGCACUUGCAGCAACCUCCUCCUCUUCCUCCUGCUCCAGAUAAAGUGCUUGUCAAGAAGAACUAUGAUCCCAAACAAGCUGUCAAAUCAGCAAGACCUCCAGCACCUGAUGAAUACCUCAUCUCUCCCAUUACUGGUGAAAAGAUUCCAGCCAGUAAAGUGCAAGAACAUAUGCGCAUUGGAUUGCUGGACCCACGUUGGGUGGAACAACGAGACAGGCAAAUUCAGGAGAAGAUGAAUCAAGAGUCUGUGUAUGCACCGGGUUCUGCAAUUGAAGCCAGCUUGAAACAACUUGCUGAGAGACGUACCGAUAUCUUUGGUGUAGGAGAUGAAGAAACAGCCAUUGGUAAGAAGAUUGGUGAAGAAGACAAGCGUAAAGAAGAGAAGGUUACCUGGGAUGGCCAUACAUCAAGUGUGGAAGCAGCAACACGUGCUGCCCGUGCCAACAUCACUCUGGAGGAGCAAAUCCAUCAGAUCCACAAGGUGAAGGGGUUGUUGCCCGACGAGGAGAAGGAGAAGAUUGGGCCAAAGCCCGUGGGCGGACGAGGGGGUGUUGUUGCUGCAGCCGCAGCUGCCGCUGCCAGCGUCAUGGCGGCCGCUCCGCCACCGCCUGGCACCAAGGCCGCGCUCGCCGCGGGUGUUGCUGCCUCUAAACCCCCGCAGCCCAAGGCCCCGCCAAGAGCGCGCGCGAGUCCGUGUGCUGCGCAGGUGAAUCCGGCGCCUCCGCCGCCGGUGCCGGUGCAGCCGCCGCCGCCCGUGCAGCCGGCGCCGCCGCCGCCCCCGCCGGCGCCCAUGGCGCUGCCACCCAUGGCGCCCAUCCCGCCGCCGCCGGGCAUCCUGCCCCCGCAGCCGCCCGCCAUGAUGAUGAUGCCCAUGCGCCAGCCGCCGCUCAUGGGCGAGACCUACGUUCAAGCACGACCUCCGUUCCCAGUAGCUACGCCUGCUCCACCAAUGUCUGGCUUUAUGCCUCCUACAGCACCCCAGAUUCAGGCUCCUCCCCAGCAAGCCACAGCGGGUGGGGCAAAGCACCCCUCCGAAGUGGGUGGUGAAGAUGAACCACCAAGUAAGAAGAUGCGCACUGAGGAGUCUCUCAUGCCAGAGAGUGCCUUCCUUUCUAAAUACAAGGGUCCAGUACAACUAAAGGUAGCAGUUCCCAACAUGAGUGAAAAACCAGAGUGGCGUCUGAAGGGUCAGAUGUUAAGUCUAACCUUGCCAUUAACUGACACAGUGGCUGUCAUAAAAGCUAAGAUACAUGAAGAGACUGGGAUGCCUCCUGGUAAACAGAAAUUACAGUGGGAGGGUUUAUUCUUCAAGGAUUCUAAUUCAUUGGCGUAUUAUAACAUUCUGCCUGGAACAGUCAUUGCACUACAGUUGAAAGAACGAGGUGGUCGUAAGAAGUAAAAAAUAUUUCUUGGAAAGGUCAGCAUUUAAACUUCAUAGUUAUUUAAGAAUAAAAAUGUGACAAAUUUCCAUGUUUUAAUAUUUGUUACACUUUAACAGGAAUAUUAGUGUAUGAAGGUUGAAAAUCAUUUGAUCAUUUUUGCAAAAAUCACUUUAUUGCCAGGGGCUGGAAACUUUCAGGAGGAAUUCUACAUAUUCUUAUAUAAAUUCGUUUCAUUGAUUUUUUUUCCUUUGUUUACAGUUUUAUAAACAUAUCUGCUCACAGAAUAAUAAAUGUGUAGCAAAAAAAAUGAAACUUGGAAACUAUGUAAAUAAUCAAGAGAACAUUUCUGUCCAAUGUUAUUAUAUAGAAGAAUUUUUCUUAUCAAUGCAUAUUGAAAUGAAAUUUAACGUCUUGACAUACCAGCAGUUGUUAUAUUUUACAUAUAAUAUGUGCUUGUAAUUAAUUUUUAGUUUCAUUUCUUUUAAGUAUUGAUUUCCCAGUGAAUGUUUUAUGUAAUUCUGUGAAUUUGUAGGAAAGGAAGUAAAUUUAGAUUUUAGUAUGUAGUAAAGUGUUUUAGUUCAACUAGUGAGCAUGCACCUGAGAUUUCCUAUCCUUGAUCAAUGUAAUAUAUCUGGGAUAAUAUUGGUAAAAAAAGUUACCAAAUUCUUUGUUUCAGAAACUGAAAUUUGUAAAUUAGGGGUGUGUAAAUCUGAAUAAUAAAUUACCUGUGGGCUCUGAAAUAUUACUUUGUUUCAAGAUGCAGAUUUGCUUGACAAUACAGUUUACUGUACAAAUACAACCAACAAUCAAAAUAGUAAUAAUUUUGUAGAGGUUGUUGGUUUUUUAGUCUCAUUUAUUUGAAAUUCGUGUUUUAUUGACUAGAAAUGGGUUUGUGGCCAGUGGCUGUUGACUCUUGGCUAUCUGUGAUGAGUUGUAUCUUCAUUGUAACCAAGGUGUCAAUACACCUUGUUGAUUAAUUUGUUUUAGCCAUCCAUAAAGUUUCUUAAUCAAAAUUACAACUUUCAGCAACAAUAACUUAUGACAAAUAUGAAUUAUUUCUAUACAUAAAGAACAAAAAACCUGACGAAUUAGUGUGUGAGAACCUUAAGAAAUUGUUGGGAGUCCUGAGUAGCUCAAUCUAAAACUGUUACUAUCCUGUUCCUGGGAUACAAUCAUGGUGCACUCUGAAAAAGUAUGUUAGUUAUUAUAAUUUUUUUAUAAUAAUUUUUAUGAACAGAACUAGUAUGAAGCAUACGAGCUUUCUCGAUUAAACUUGAAUUUCAUUUGCCAAAAGUGAAUUGCCGAGGAAAAAUUUCAACUUAUUUAUUUUGGAGCUUCAUUAUUCAAGUUGUGACAAUGUUGCAACCUGUGGGUGAUAAAUAAACACCUAGCAAUUGUGUUCACUAUUCUGUACUAUUCUUACGAAGCAGGUUGAUGAGAGACUUGGAAAACAGGGAAAUGUCAGGAAAUUGGCAAAUUAUGGAUUUUUUUUUUUUUUUUUAUGUCCUUGGAAAAAUUAUUUUCAAAGAAGUAGUGACCAAGAAUUUAUUAAUUAUGUAUCAUUUUAGCCGUGAAUAAAAUUGUGCAAUGUCCAAAACUGCUCAAAAAAUCGCUUUAGAAAUUUUCUUUGUUUGAAAAGUGCAUUAUGUACAAUUGUUCUCAAGCUUAAUUAGGUAAAUGCUUAUUAAAGGGUCUGUCACACAGAGUGGACAGUCUUCAAAGUUGCAGUGCAGACUGUCUGGUGUAAACAUGAAUUUAAAGGACUGCUUGCAUGUAAUCAAAGAGGAGGCAGCCUGUCUUGCUGAAACAGACCUUAAUUUGCACUGGUCUGUGGACAGAUGCAAUUUUUUGUGUUCAUAACAGUAACCUACAGCAAUUUCCUGCUUCUCAGUGGUUCUUCUCCAGUUAGUGAUCUUUAUUUUGAUUCUUUUUCUUGCAAAAUUUUGCAACUCUUCAAACAUUUCUCUGCUUAUUAAAAAAUAAAUAAAAAACUC